CGUACGUCGCCGGCCUCCGCUGAUCGAGCAGGCAGGGGUUGCAUCGUCCAUGGAGGUGGUGGUGCGCACGGUGCCCGGCGUCCGGAGCUGCUUCGUCGCGCUCCCCCUCCCCGUCAUCCAAGCCCUCGAGCGCACCGCCGCCGGCGGCUCCCUCCCCGCGGUCCUCGCCCUCGAGCUGCACGGCCCCGACAGGGCGCGCUGGCGUCUCGCCUGGGCAGGCGCCGUCUCCGCCUCCGCCUCCCCAGAUGCCGUCGAGGUUUCCCAACAAUUUGCUGCAUGCAUUUCGCUACCUGACAAUACGAAAGCAUCACUGAGUGCUGUUUCUGUGUUGCCAAAAGCCAAAUUUGUAUCUGUGGAGCCAAUAAGUGAGGAGGACUGGGAAGUAUUGGAGCUUAACUCAGAGUUGGCAGAAGAGGCCAUUUUGAAACAGGUUGGUAUUGUUUAUGAUGGUAUGAAAUUUCCCUUAUGGUUGCACGGUGAUAAUGUAGUGGAAUUUCUUGUUAUUUCAGCAUCACCUAGUAACUCAAUAGUUCAACUUGUUCCUGGAACUGAAGUUGCUGUUGCACCAAAGAAACGAAAAGGCGAUGCAUAUUCUAUCGAGUGUGCCCCUAAACAAGAUUUACUCAAAGCACAGCCCCAUAAAAAGGCACUCCUCCGUGUUCAGGAAGCAGGAGGGAAAUAUGUAGAUCGAUUUGAAUAUAACGGAAUUCAACUGGGUGUGUUUGUUACAUAUGCUGUACAGAUUCACCCAGAUAAUGCUGUAAAAUUGUCUCUCGGUAAUCUUCAGUUGGUGAGUAUCACCCCUAAAUUCUCUCCAAAGGAUAGUACAGAAAAUGGAAAAGGAUCUGAUCAGCAGAUCAAGGGUUCAGUGCCUGGUAUGAAGAGGAAUAGUCACAUUGUCGUCCACAUCAUAUUAUCAGAUUCUGUUGCUAAAGAGCAUAUUAUGCUUCCUCAAUCCAUCCGCUGUUACAUUGGAACAUGUGUUCAUUCAUGGGUUUAUGUGCAGAGAUUCUCACCCGCUGUAAAUAAGAGUACACCGUCAAUAACAAUUCAUCCACUCCACUUUAAGAUGCCGGAGAGAAAUUCUGAUGAUAACAGUGCAUUAGACUGUCAAGAACAGGAUAUUUACCCAACGGUGGGUGAGAUAUCUUUAGCUGAUGAUCCUCCCACGGACAAUAACAUCAACAUGUUGCGUGGGUUUAAUGAUAUUACUGCAGUUGCAAAUUGGGAGGAAAGUGUUAAGUUAAAACAGGAGAGGUCUUUCAUCAGAUCAUGGCUUAUUGGGCAGCUCAAGGGACUCUCCUCUCAGAUUGCCCAACCUGAACUAAACACAGUGCUUCUGCCAUCUGAAACAUUACUUCACUUUCAAGUGAUUGAUCAAACAAGAGGCAGUCCUGUUGACCUCAUUUACCUCUUGACGACUACCUCUGAUUUUGGUGUUAAUCACAAGAAAAUUGAACUUGGCAUGGCAACUGAGUUUGAUAUUGAUAACUUUGAAGAGGCUCUUCAGAAAUUGGAGUUGAAUAAGGCUAUAUCCCUUGAUUCAACAAUGGAACGAGCAAGGAAAAUCUCUGACAGAGGGUUAAGUGUGGUUUUGUCUUCAGCAUCUCUAAAAUUAUUGAGUAGAAUAAAGUGUCCCUAUCCAGGAAAUGUUCUUGUAUAUGGCCCUCCAGGUUCUGGGAAAACAACCUUAUGCAAAGCUGUUGCAAGACACUUUGAAGAGCAUAAAGAAAUUCUGGCUCAUGUGGUUUAUGUAGACUGCUCAAAGCUAGCUACUGAGAAGAAUAAGAAGCAGCUCCAGCAAAUUGCAGACUAUAUCUAUGAAGCUAUUGUUCACUCCCCUUCAAUUGUAAUAUUCGAUGAUCUGGACAGUCUAAUUUCAUUCUCCCCGGACAACCUAAAAUCUCAGUCGUCCAAUUCUAGUGCUAUUGUGAAAUAUUUGAUAGACAUGCUAGAUGAGUACAGAGAUAAAAGUCAUGGCAUGUGUGGGUAUGGACCUGUUGCAUUUCUGGCUUCAGCUAAGUCACUUAAGUGUCUUCCUCAAGAGUUGACUUCCUCAGGGAGAUUUGAUCUUCAUGUCCAAGUUCCUGGUUUGUCUGCGCCUGCUCGUAUAGAGAUACUGAGGCAGACAAUUGUCAAGCUUCACUUACUAUGUACUGCGGAAAUCAUCAGCAACAUUGCUUCGAAAUGUGAUGGUUAUGAUGCAUAUGAUUUGGGAAUUUUGGUUGAUAACACUGUGCUUGCUGCUUCGGAUCGUUUGCUUGGGUCUUCUACUGUAAAUCUGGUGGAGGAAGACUUCCUGAAAGCCAUGAGGAACUUUUCUCCUGUUGCGAUGCGUGAUAUUAGUAAAUUUUCGCCUGAAAUUAGCAAUGGAUGGGAAGAUGUCGGAGGACUUUCCGAAGUUGUAAAUGUUAUUAAAGAGACUAUUGAAUUGCCACUAAAAUAUCCGAAGUUUUCUGCUGGGGCUCCUGUAAGGUUGCGAUCGAACAUCCUCCUGUAUGGCCCAACAGGCUGUGGCAAAACCCAUGUUGUGAAAUCUGUAGCUGCUGCGUAUUCUUUACGGUUCAUUCCAAUCAAGGGGCCAGAAUUGAUGAAUAUGUACAUUGGUUCUACUGAGCAAUAUGUUCGUGAUACGUUUGCAAAGGCAGCUGCUGCGUUACCUUGUUUACUUUUCUUUGACGAAUUCGAGUCUCUUGUACCACAGCGAGGAAAACAUGGUACACAAGUUACUGACCGUGUUGUCAACCAGUUUUUGACGGAAUUAGAUGGUGUAGAAGCUCUGACGGGAGUAUUUGUAUUUGCUGCCACCAACAAGCCGCGCGAAAUUGAUGCUGCACUAUUACGACCUGGAAGAUUUGAUCGGCUUGUAUUUUGCGACUUCCCGCAAUGGAAUGAACGUCUGGACAUUCUCAGGGUGCUCUCAAAGGAGCUUCCUCUGGCAAGCGAUGCCGAUCUUGAACUUGUCGCAUCAAUGACGGAAGGGUUCAGCGGUGCUGAUCUCAAAGCUAUACUCACGGACGCUGGGCUGGAAGCCGCCAAGGAGGCUGUGCGAUGCCAACCAGGAGACGGUAGUGGUGAUAUCCCGCAAGAGCUGCCUCUUAUCACCAGUGGAACUCUCAUGUCUGUUGCUUCAGAGGCUAGACCAUCGACCUCGGAGGAGGAUAGGAGGAGCUUGAGGGAGAUGUUCAGCCAAUUCUCAACUUCUAGGAAGUCUUCGAUUUCCACCGAGAAGAGAAGGGAAGCAAAUGGCCAGGGCCAGAGAGUAGCUGUAGCCGAGUCAUGACAAUUGGUUCAUGUAAACUCUUUCUUGUAAACUGGCACCGUCGAUCGCUGGUCUACCCGCAGGCGCGACUCCAUCUCACCGGCGUAGGGUGGGCGGUGAUGACCUGGCGAUGGCAUUGAACAGAAGCAUGGAAUUGAUCCGACAUGCCGUGUACCCAUCUCAUUCAGGAGCAUGGGGCCAUGGAGUAUUUAUUAGUUUGGAGCAUGGGUUUUGUAAAUCUCUGGAGUGCAGAGGCCUGGAUGUAUGGGGCAUAUUGGAUGCACUGAUGUACUAGAUGACUGAUUAACACCUUUAACGAUGAUUAGAAAAUCAUGAAUGUUUUUGACAAGAUUGACACAACAUGCAAUUACCAUGGAAAA
Messenger RNA from Triticum aestivum (bread wheat), 3642 nucleotides. RefSeq names its product peroxisome biogenesis protein 1-like. Gene Ontology annotation, molecular function: ATP binding; ATP hydrolysis activity. Gene Ontology annotation, biological process: protein import into peroxisome matrix. The record is from RefSeq and is a predicted model, not a curated record. Gene Ontology annotation, cellular component: peroxisomal membrane; cytosol; peroxisome. NCBI's taxonomy places the organism in Eukaryota, Viridiplantae, Streptophyta, Magnoliopsida, Poales, Poaceae. The transcript has 17 exons. Bases 50 to 3283 code for a protein of 1077 amino acids.